Molecule: messenger RNA, 6058 nt
Organism: Patiria miniata (bat star)
Lineage: Eukaryota; Metazoa; Echinodermata; Asteroidea; Valvatida; Asterinidae
Product: telomerase protein component 1-like
Exons: 24
Coding region: 114-3245 (1043 amino acids)
Cellular component (GO): Cul4-RING E3 ubiquitin ligase complex
Molecular function (GO): protein binding
Source: RefSeq, a predicted model, not a curated record
GAGGGCGCACUACUUGAUGUUUACUUAUUCCGAUCGCGAUAUCGGUGAUCGUUGCCAGGCACAGCUUUUCAGGAUCUCUAGUGACCUACAUUUAGGUCAGCAUCGGCAGGAUCAUGGGUUGCGGAGCCUCGCGAAGCUUGGAUUACUCCUCAGAAAUCAGCCAGCAAUGGGACAGCGUGAACAAGACCAUCGAGGUCAAACAACAGAGUAAGAAACUAGUUAUCAAGCGUGUCGGCUGGAAGACAGUCAGGAUCUUCGUAUCGUCCACGUUCCGUGACUUCCAUGCAGAACGGGAGGUGUUGAUUAAAGAGGUAUUCCCUGAUCUGAGAGCAUGGUGUGAGAAGAGGCGACUGUACCUAGUGGAUGUAGACUUGAGAUGGGGUGUACCAAAGGAUACAACAUCAGAGGACACACUACGGAUGUGUCUAGGCGAGAUUGACAGAUGCUACGCUGACAAUAUCAUGCCGUUCUUUCUCAAUAUGACGAGUGAGCGGUGCGGCUGGAUUCCAGGCUUGGGUGAAGUCCCAGAGAAUCUUCAACAGGAGUAUCGAUGGAUUAGCGGUCUGUCAGUCACCGAGAUGGAGAUCAUGCAUGGCGCCUACCGGAAAGACAAUUACAAUUCAAUAUUUGCAAUGCGAGAUGCAACUUUUCUGGGAACUUUGCCGGAGAAAUACCACAAUGACUUUGUAGACUCCAAUCCAGUCGCUUCCCAGAAACUCAAAAUGCUGAAAGACAUGCUGACAGACAGGUUCCCUAUGAACGGUUGUUCUUCAUCACCACACCCCUCCUCCCUCUUCUCUUCAGAUUCCUCCUCUUUGACUUCAAUGGAUAAUCGCGUAUUUAAGUACCAUUGCAAGUUUGGCGGAAUCGACGUCGACACGGGCAAAGUGCAAAUGGAAGGCCUGGAUGACUUCAAGAAAAAGAUCUUCGAGUUCUUCAAGAUGAGGGUAGAGGAGCAGUACCCGUUGGAUGAGAACGCCAAGUUAGAUCCUUAUGAGCAGCAGCGUGAGGCACAUGAUGCUUUCAUGAAGAGUCGUAGUGCUAUCGUCAUCGGCAGAAAUGAUAUCUUACAGAAGAUGGAGGAUUUUGUGACAGAUAUCAGCACAGGUGUACCACUCCUCCUCCUAGGAGGCCCGGGCUCAGGGAAGUCCUCCAUCAUGGCCAGAGUGGCUGAUGUAGCAGUCAACAAGGCAGGCAGUGGAGAGAUACCAGGUGGUGGUGACAAGGGCUGGCACAUCUUCUAUCAUUUUGUCGGGGCUAUUCCGGGCUCCACAGAUAUCGAGAAAAUGCUGAAGCGACUACUCAGGGAAUUGAAAAUGUGCAAUGAUUCCAACAUGCCCAAAGAUUAUGAGACAGCAGCCCAGCUGGUUGGUAGCGUCCUAUCCAACCCGAACUCCAAACCGGUCAUUAUUAUUAUAGAUGCAUUGAACCAGCUGAAUGAAGACAAAACAGCCUCCAUCUUGAGCUGGUUGCCACGGAAACUGGCCCCCCAGGUGCGCUGCAUCUUCUCCAUGAUUGACGACACGCCGCCCCAUCGUCUGCUCAAGGAUCGCAACGUGAAGCCUGACGAGGUGGCCGUCACUCCACUGGACAUAGACUCUAGAAAGGAGAUAGUACGAGAGAUUCUCGGCCGUUACAACAAGCGUCUGGACGCCGAGCAGAUGGCGAGUCUUCUGGGUAAGGACUCCUCCCAGAAUCCCUUGUGGUUGGCCAUCGCCUGCGAGGAGCUGCGUGUCUACGGAGACUUCAGGACCAUCACGAAGAAGAUCAACUCCCUGUCGGAUGGCUUGCUGAAUUUGCUGGGCCAAGUCCUGACACGCUUUGAGCAAGAGAACGGCGGCCAUCUUGUCGUGGCCACCCUGUCCCUCCUCGAAUGCUCUUCCAACGGUCUCCUGGAGACAGAGCUGCUCUCCAUCCUGGGUGACGAAGAGAACAUGUCCAUCCUCACCAAGAAGUUCUUCAAAACAAAGGACCGUGGGAAGGAGAAGACCAGAGGCGAGCCCUUACCGGCCGUCAAGUGGUCAGCGGUCUACCGGGCUCUCAGGCCGUUCCUCCGGCCGUUUGGCGACAGCGGGGAAGGACGGUUGGACUUCUAUCAUCGGUCACUCAGCAAAGCUGUCAGGCAAAAAUAUUUUGGGCUGAAACCGGGAGAGGAAGCAGGUUCGGAUAAGCUCAGCAAGUGGUGGCACCAAAAGCUGGCCGAAUUCUUCGAGCACGAACAGAACAUGGACCGGAAAGUGGAGGAAUACCCAUAUCAACUGGUGAAGACGCAUGACCAAGAGAGACUAGCUCGAUGCUUGACAGAAUGGCCAAUGUUGGAUAGACUCUUUGAUGAGGAGUACAGCUCACAGCUGCUGGCCUACUGGAGAGAGAUUGACAAGGACGGGAAAUAUACCAAGAUGGAGGAGAGCUACAGAGCCAGUCUGAAGGAGCUGGAGGCACGGGAAGGCAUCUCACAAGAAGAGAUCUCCCUGAGGAACGAGACAAUUGCAAAAGUUUUCAUCCAGGCAGGAUUGUACAAUCAUGCCAAGGAUUUGAUAGACAAGGCAGUUUCUCUGGAGCAAGAACAUCUAGGCUCCAGACCGGAGAGGAUGGUAGAGCUCUAUGCAAUCAUGGCUCUGCUGUAUGACGAGCUGUGUAAGCUCCACGAUUUCAUCACAAGGGAGCAGUUAAAGGAGCUGAGACCGGCCAUUGACUUUGGCAGGAGAUCCAUCAAGAUCAGAGAAACAUUGGAAGGAGAGAGACAUAAGUACAAGAUGGCUGACUCGGUGAUGCGUCUUUCGUUCAAUCUCAACAACUGGAGUGAAUGCAAUGGAGACUCUACGCUGUCUGCUGAAGAAGCCCAGGACGAAUCGGUCGUCCAAGCGGACGAGGCCAUUCGACUCUUCAAGGAGAUCGGAGAUCUUGGUAAAGAGGCUGAAGCUAGCAUGACAAAAGCUAUCGUGUUCCCUCGCGGUGAACCAGAGCAAAUAGAGUGGUACGAGUUAUCCAGGGAGCAGUGCCAGCAAGCCUAUGGAGAGAACUGCAAGCUCAUGACACGCAUCAUGAGCAACAUAGGCAUCUACUACGAGGACAGGCGGGAAUUUGACACGGCUUAUGAUUACUUUGCGCAGUGGUACGAGAUAUCUAGAGAGGUUUUCGGCGAGCAGCACCCGAAGACGAUAUCGGCGAACAGCUGCAUCAACGAACCUCGCUAUCGACAAAUCAGGGCACGGAAAGAGGCAGCAGCUCAAGGGAACCACUAGAACGCAGCUCGACAAAAAAAAAACACCGCUGAACAGAGACGUCGACAAUUCGGAAGACUGGCAAUAUGGGUAUCCAAGUCCACUUUUGUCCAACCUUGUAUUAAUUACAAACAUCCUAAUAGCUCAUUUUUUUAUGAAAUGGAAUUUAUGUCAGGGAGUUGUAAAUUUUUAUAUUGUUUUUGUUUGGCCAAAUUGUUUUAAUAAGAAUUGGUACUGAUACUUUUAGUAUCAGAUCCGGCUUUGUCUGUUCACUUUACUCGAUCGUAAAUACAAAGAAACGCAGUUUUUAAUACCGCUGUGCCUUCAUUAUUUUGCGAAUGUUUUGCUUUUUUUUUUUUUUUACAAAUCAAGGCACGAAUUCCAACCUAUGUGUUCUGAAUUAAAAAUUCAUGUUAUAUUAAUUAACAUAAUGUGUCAUCCAGACAUGAUGUUUUCUCGAUUGUUAAUACUCUUUUUUAAUGUAAAGAUUUGAGAAUUGUAAUGUAUAGUAAUUGUGUAUGCGUGUAAUCUUUUGUGUGCUGAGAUAUUUCUAAAACUGCACUGCACAUGUGAUAAAAUGGGAAAUAUUGUAUUUUGUGGACGGGCUUUAUCGCAGAAAAGAGUGAACUGAUCCGAGUAUUUUUACUCAACUGUGACAAACGCCUGGACAAACCACAGAUUUUUUUUAGAGAAAUACAACAGACCCAGGUAAUGACAUUUAAAAAUCAACUUUAUUUUUAUAUACAGUGUACAUAGACAAUUACUGCUGAAUACUACACUUUCUGUAAAAGGCAAUGGAAAUAUUGCAUGACGAAAGCAGUCCUAUGUUACUGUCCAUUACCUGUAACUUGCGACUGGACUUGUGAUGCAAUCAAUUACUACGCUGCGUAAUGUUGGAAAAACCCGAUCUAGGGUUCUACAGAAAUGCUACAUUGACUGUGACCUUACUGGUACAAAUAGGCACGUUCAUAUUAAUUAGGAUAUAUAUAGCAUGCCACUGUGAUUUUACUAGUCUUUAGUCAAGGCCCACGCAUCGUGAUCCGGACACGUGAGGGACCCAGGAUGCUGGCACGUAAACUAUGCCGCUCGCUGGAUAGUCUUUUUACGUGCCAGCAUCCGGGGCGCGUCACGUGUCCAGAUCAAGACGCGUGGGCCUUGACUAUAAAGGCUAUGAUUUUACAUGCAUGAGUAUACACAUUUAACAAUUUGUUGACUGCUGUCACAUGGGAUAUGCUGUUUUUAACACCUGAGGAAUAUCAUGUACAUGUAUCGCAUAUUUCACCUCUGGUGCUAUGCGCCCCAAGGGGGUCAAAAACGACAUAUCCCACAUCACAGCAGUCAACAAUUGUUUUGUUAUAUCGUGCCAAUGUAAUUCAAAAAGAUAAAUAGUUGUAGCUUACUACGCAUUUAAUAAAGUAAUCACUGCUAUGUAUUACCUUUCGUAACUGCAGGCUUCCCUGCCGGACACGAGACUGAGCAGUUGCACUUCUCAGUCUCGAGCGUGCGGGCGGGUUCUGCACAUGCGCGCUACGCAGUAUUUAUACGCAGUGUCUAUACACAGUAUCUAUGCAUUUUUACAGACUGGACGCGCAUGAAAUACCGUACAGUAUCCAAGCACAUGAUGAUAAUGACUGGCCUUUAUUUACAAAAUGUACUCGAAAUCAUCCCAUGUGCAGGAAACCCAGUAUUUAAUCGCUGGGCUCAAUUCUGCAAAAUCAUUCAAGCCUUAAUUUUUGAAGGGUUUUGUAGGAUCUGGGAAGAAUUGGGUUUAAAGGAAAAGAGUUUAAUAUAUGCAUCGCAGUAUUUACUUUUGCAUGUACUGUAGCAAUCAAUCAGUAUUAAUACAAUUGGCAAGUUCUGCAACUUUACAUUCACAACCAAAGUUUGGGAUAAAACCGUUUUAAUGGUUGUCUUAUCCUUUUGUUUGUGAGUCAACUUUUUUGGGGUCACCCUCAGGAGAAAGUGGGAUUCUAUGAGGUACAAACACAAUGGUGUUUAUCGCAUUUUCGAAAUGAACUCUUCAUUGUUCAGGAGAAUCAGAAAAUAUAAAAUGGUGAAUACAUCUUUGGCUGGGGAACUAAAUGUGUCAUUUGAUUUGGGUAGGCUAAAACUCAGGAAAAAAAUAAAAUUUGGGAUUGUUUCUUGCAAACACAAUAUGUACAAGGCAAAUCUUGAGGCUUUUGUUGGCUGAAAUACUGUGUAAAAAGGUCCAUUUGCUAACCAUUAUGAACUGAGUGACAUCACAUAAUUCCAUAUUUUUGUGAUACCGAAAUUACCGCAAGGAGUAACAAGUGGCAUAUAUAAAUGCAGUCAAUCUUUUUCAUAUUUUGUUGGGUCAAAUUCAAUAACAGGAAAAUGCUUUAAAAAAAAACAUCUGCAGAUAUAAGAUGCAAAAUCGAAGAGGUUUACAUCUACACAUGAAAAAGUCUAAGAGUUUGUUGGAAAUUUUUUUCUAGAAUUUAAGAAAGCCAGUGAAAUUCAAACUUGCUUUGAGUUUUUUUGCGAAAAUUUCUGUGUAUCGGGAUGUGUACUGUAAUUUGGGUGAGGACAUACUUUCACAAAAGCAAAGCAAAUUUCAAAAAUCAGUUUUAUUAUCGUUUCAAGGACAUGUAUAUUUGAAAAAACGAAGUGCAGUAAAUGUAUGGCCACUGUAUGUGCUUGCAAAAUGUUCAUACAAUGUACCAUAUUCAUUUUAUUCUGAUGACAUGCGUGUUUUCAUGAAGAAAGCAAGCAUGCUCUCAUAUUAAGACUAAUAAAUAUUGAUGUAUAUUUUGAUAUGGCCUUAAUCUAAUAAUUAUAUGUACAGAUAAUAAAAUGUGCAGUAUAAAACCUCA